UCUCUCUCUCUCUCUCCACUUUUCUUCUAGACACUUCUAAUCCAACAUCCUUCCGACGGUUGACCGGAAUAUACACUCCGUCGCCGUCGCAAACGAUAAAACCGCCCAUUGCUUCAAGCACCCAAAAGUAGAGAGAGAGAGAGAGAGAAUGACCUCCUCCUCCUCCUUGUUCGCUUCUCUCUCCUCCCUCGCACCCCAUCUCUUCUCUCUCCUCGCCCUCCUCGUCCUCCUCGAGCAGGUCUCUUACCUCCUCAAGAAGCGCUCCCUCCCCGGCCCGCCCCUCGUCCUCCCCUUCCUCGGCAACGCCGUCCGGCUGGUCGCCGACCCGACCGGCUUCUGGGACUGCCAGUCCCGCCUCGCCGCCUCGUCCCCGCUCGGCCUCUCCGCCAACUACGUCGUCGGCCGCUUCAUCCUCUUCGUCCGCGACUCCGAGCUGUCGCACCGGGUGUUCGCCAACGUCCGGCCCGACGCCUUCCACCUCGUCGGCCACCCCUUCGGCAAGAAGCUCUUUGGCGAGCACAACCUGAUUUACAUGAUGGGCCAGGAUCACAAGGACCUCCGCCGCCGCAUCGCCCCCAACUUCACCCCCAAGGCCCUCUUCACCUACACCUCCCUCCAGCAGAUCAUAAUUCUCAAGCAUCUCAAGAGAUGGGUCGAUCUUUCUUCGCCACCGGCGGCGGCGGAGGCGGGUGAGCCGCGAAAGCCCAUCGUGCUCCGGCUACACGCCCGUGACAUGAACCUUGAGACCUCCCAGACUGUCUUUGCAGGGCCGUACUUGAGCCGAGAAGCUCGCGAGAGGUUCAAUGUGGACUACAACCUGUUCAACGUGGGGCUGAUGACGCUGCCCUUCGACUUGCCCGGGUUCGCCUUCCGGGAGGCGAGGCUCGCCGUCGACCGGCUCGUGGAGACACUGGCGGAGUGCGCAGGGAAGAGCAAGGAGAGGAUGGAGAGAGGGGAGGAGCCGUGCUGCCUCAUCGACUUCUGGAUGCUGGAGACAGCGAGGGAGGUCGGCGCCGCAAGGGAGGCGGGGGAGGAGUUGCCGCCGCACUCGGGGGACAGGGAAAUCGGCGGCCACCUCUUCGACUUCUUGUUCGCGGCUCAGGACGCGUCCACUUCGUCGCUGCUGUGGGCCGUCACACUCCUUGACUCGCAUCCGCAGGUUCUUGCGAAGGUGCGUGAAGAGGUUGCCGGAAUCUGGUUGCCGGAUUCGGACCCAUUGAUCGCCAGCGACCAGCUGAGGGAGAUGAGGUACACGGAGGCGGUGGCGCGUGAGGUCCUACGGUACCGGGCCCCGGCAACAAUGGUCCCCCACAUCGCCAGCGAGGAGUUCGCGUUGACCGACACCUACAUGGUCCCGAAGGGCACCAUCGUCUUUCCCUCGGUGUUCGAAUCCUCUUUUCAGGGGUUCACCGAACCGGACCGAUUCGACCCGGACCGGUUCUCGGAGGAGCGGCGGGAGGACCAGGUCUACAAGAGGAACUUCUUGGCCUUCGGGGCCGGGGCCCACCAGUGCGUGGGCCAGAGGUACGCUCUGAACCACCUGAUGCUCUUCAUCGCAAUGUUCGCGACGCUGGUCGACUUCCAGCGGGACCGGACGGACGGCUGCGACGAGAUCACGUAUGUCCCGACCAUCUGCCCCAAGGACGGUUGCAGGGUCUCCCUGUCCGUGCGAUGCGCUCAGUUCCCCCGGCUCUCCCUGCGUUGACCCGAGCAAAAGGUCGAAAAUGCCCCUCCGCGCCGAAUUG
Messenger RNA from Rhodamnia argentea, 1745 nucleotides. Its product is annotated as cytochrome P450 710A1-like. Gene Ontology annotation, molecular function: oxidoreductase activity, acting on paired donors, with incorporation or reduction of molecular oxygen; heme binding; iron ion binding. Bases 149 to 1705 code for a protein of 518 amino acids. NCBI's taxonomy places the organism in Eukaryota, Viridiplantae, Streptophyta, Magnoliopsida, Myrtales, Myrtaceae. The record is from RefSeq and is a predicted model, not a curated record. Gene Ontology annotation, biological process: sterol metabolic process. The transcript has 4 exons.